AUGGCUUCUACGGAACUUGAUCCUUUGUUCGUAAAAGGGCUGCGGCUACUUCAUUCGAAAAGUAGGGAAUCAGCUGAUCAGCUAAAAAUGCUUUUAGAUGAUGCAAUUGCACAAUCUAAACAAAGUGCGCAUGUAAAAAUUUAUACAUCAGUGAAAAUGGAAGGAGAAAGCAAACUUCACCUAAAAAAGACCUUAAGAGAGGUACCAGAAAUUUCAAACUUUUCUUCAAAGCAUUCUAUAGAAGAAAACAGAGAAAGAAAAGCAGAAAAGCGACAACUUGAAAAAGCAAAACAGGAGAGUGUAGAUUUGCUUGAAGCCAAAAUUCCAAAACUGGAAUCACCACAAGUAUUUUCUUAUUACCCACCAAGUCCUGAUCUUCCUCCUAAACUAGACCAGUACGUUCUGAAAAAAGAUGAGGAUACUGACAGUAGCGAUGAAAAUGCAGAUGCUGAUGAUUUUGCAAUGGAAAUGGGUCUCGCAUGUGUUAUUUGCAAACAAAUUGAAGUUACACAAGGAAAUCAGUUAAUUGAAUGUCAAGAAUGCCAUAGUCUGUAUCCAUCAACUCCGACAUCUUUCAAAUUUCCUGAAUGUCAUAGACCACCUGCAACUGAUUAUGAUGUAAAUGAUCCUAGACGUGUUUGGUAUUGUGCAAAAUGUAUGAAGAAUAUGAAAAAAAUGGCAACAAAAACACAAAAAACAGCUAAAUCUGGAACUACAGUUCCUCCAAAGGAAUCAAUUUUACCCACCAAAUGCACCAAAAAUGAGAGUUCACCACCUGCUCUUAUAUUACCUUUUAAAAGAACAGAGCUUAAACCUAAUCUAUCCCAAGGUAGUACAAUCCAGACUGCAAACAAACCAACUGGUUUAGCCAGUUUAGCUGCAAAUUUUGGUGGCAGAACAACUGUUUCAUCUUCUACCGCAUCUUUGACAGUAUCUACUCGGGGUGUAAAGCCUGCAACUCCUACCUUAAAUUUGAAAACACCUUUCUCCUCAGCAUCUGUCACUAAAACUUCUCUCACUAGUUCUUCCACACUUUUAUCAAAAGGAACAGUGCCAUCAAAUACAUUCCAGUCGCUUCCUUUAACCACAACUUCUCAGUCAGUUGUUACUGCAAUCAGUCAGAAAACUGUAACUACUAGUUCAUCUGCUAAAGGACUUGGACUGCUAAGUGCAGCUGUGGCUUCCACAUCUGGACGAAACAUUACACAACUGCCUUCGGGUAAUGGCAACAGUGGUCAUAAAGUUGCUAGCUGCAGUCCUUUAAUGAGUGCAGAUAAAAGGUUACAAAUCAUGAAAAAGAAAGCAUCUAAGCUACAAGAGAAACGUAGACUGUCUACAAAGUGAUAUUUUUUGUAGAAUAUUAUUAAUUGAAGUGUGUUAAAUUUAGCACUAGGCAAGAAAUAAUUAAAAUACAGGGUAUCCACAGAGUGCCUGAACAACUUUAACACCUUAUUGUUUGGGGAUGGAAUGACUUGCCUUUGGCACUCAUGACACUUUCACAAGCAAGGUUCAAAGUUUUUGUGACAAGUGGUUCAAGUUACCCAACCUAGACAGGUGACAAAAUGAACUCUGCUUGAUGGUCCUCCAACUGUAGGCAAGUGUAGUUAAUCUAUGUAUCAGCGUAAACUCUGGCCGAUAUUGUUUGUUCAUUGGAGAAAAAUGGUUCUCAGAUCUUGUCAUACAACAUCCCACACCAAACAUUGACUUUCAGGUGCUUCCACUUCAGCUACUUUGUGAUGUGAGAAUUUUUAGGUGCCCAAAUUCUCAUAUUAUGUGUAUAUUAAACCAAAAUAAAUUGUUUGGAAAAAUCCUUGAUAUAGGUGUAAUAACACUACAAAAAUUUGCAGCAUCGCCUUUUACAGGAUGCUGACAAUAAUAGGGUAAAGUUGUUCAGGAACUUUGUGGCAAUUCUAUAUUGUGAUAGGAUUCCUCUUAAUCUGAAAAAUCUUGAAACAUCAGUAAAAUGAAAAAUUAUCAGUAAAUCAGACAUAUUAUAAAUAUUUUUCCAGAAGUUCAGGUGUAUAUUUAUGGCUGGAUUUCUAGAGGAUUAGUACACAAAGUCACUUAAUUAUUUAAUUAAACUGUUUGUGCUGUACACUGAUAGCUGCAACAAUUUACAUGUGAUUUAUAAGCAGAUGAAGAAAAGUAGUUAGUCUUCCUUUGAACUUUUGUGUCAUUAUCAUUUUUUUAACUCCAUCUGUCUUCUUAAUGGAGGUGUACACUCACUUUUUAUCCCAUCAUCUUCUUGCCUCAUUGUCUUUCAGUAGUCAUGUUGUGCUGGUCGCUCUCCUGAUACCUACACUUAACACGUUGAGCCCGCCAGUGAACUUUCCGUGUGGCCGCCGUCGGUCCUUGGUUGGCAAUGGGGGCUGGCACUGAAGUUUUCAUUUGGCUGGUGUUGGUCCACAGGAUCGACAGAGUUAAGAAAUAUAGUCUCAAUGAAAUAUGAUCAAAUGUAGUUUUAAUGAAAUUUAUUAAAAUAUUCUAAACAAAAGUACGGCUUUAUGCAUAUACAUAACGACGUUUUUGGUAACAUUUUUGGCUAUCUUGCGUCCAAAUAGUUUUGAAUUGUCAUCAUAACAUUUCAAACAAUACCUUUGGUUUUUAUGUGUGUCCCCUUCCUUUUUGUAUAAUUUCUGAAUAAUUCUUUCACUUUGAUCAUUCACUGCCGGCUGAACGGAAAGGACAGCAAAUUUGGCGCUGGGCUUAACAAGUUAAGUAUCCUCAUGCAACAUGUCCUCCUGGUGAUGAUAAAUAUACAACUGAAUCUGAAAUAAGUAAAUUUAAAAAAAAAAAAAAAAAAAAAGAGAGAGAGAGAGAGAAAGAGGAGAAAGUGUUCCUUAUGUUAAUGUAUUUCCCAGAAUAUGUUGUGCAUGUAGAAUAACACGGUAAAAUAAAAAAUUUUUAAAAAUUC
This is a messenger RNA of Stegodyphus dumicola, 2914 nucleotides long. RefSeq names its product integrator complex subunit 12-like. Gene Ontology annotation, cellular component: integrator complex. The record is from RefSeq and is a predicted model, not a curated record. Lineage: Eukaryota; Metazoa; Arthropoda; Arachnida; Araneae; Eresidae. Gene Ontology annotation, biological process: snRNA 3'-end processing.